Messenger RNA from Belonocnema kinseyi, 1417 nucleotides. RefSeq lists its product as uncharacterized. Lineage: Eukaryota; Metazoa; Arthropoda; Insecta; Hymenoptera; Cynipidae. The transcript is spliced from 4 exons. The record is from RefSeq and is a predicted model, not a curated record. The coding region runs from base 116 to 1126 and encodes 336 amino acids.
CAUGACAACAAUAAUAAGUACAGAAAUUGAGAAUUUGAGGUUAGAUCCAUUUUUUUUUUUAACUUGACGUGACAGAAGUGUUUGCAAAGUCAAAAAUUAAGUAACAACUGGAAAAAUGUCGUGUUGUGUUCCCAACUGCCAAACAGCGUACUGGAAUAAAAAUACUUUAGGAAUAACUAUGUUUAAACCUAGUACGGAAAAACAAUUAGAAGAAUGGGAAGAAAUUCUCCGACGUGACGUCGGUUUACCGAGUAUGCAACAAAAAGAUAAAGUUUGUAUAUUGCACUUCAAAGAAGAUGUAAUUGAAAGAGAACAUACACUUUUUUUUCGAGGCGGAGUGCAUAGAAAAAUAGCGAGGAAAAGACCGAUCUUGUCGCCGAAUGCUACUCCAUCAAUUUUUCCUGAAAAUUCUCCUGUCCCGCCUAAGCCGAGGAAAAGGGCCAAAUAUUACGAUCUAGCAAGCCCGGAAAUUCUCGCGCAACAGAGAAAAAUGUACGAAGAAUUUAAAGAAAAAGCAAACUCCACAGAUGGUCCGAAAAAAGUAAAAAAACCAGUACGAUCAAGAAAGCGAAAAUGUGAAAUCACAACUGAGGUUAAAAAGGAAUUAGAAGAGAAUGAGCCAGUGAAAUUAAAAGAUUCGGGAGUUGAGGAUGUUGCCACUGGGGAGGUAGAAAGUGAAGAGGAACCAAAAAUAGGUGAUCUUUUUGACUAUCUCGUCAAGGUAAAGCAUGAAAAGAGAAUCUUUUCAAAGUAUUUACCGAAAGAUUGGAUUUCAAAUUUUCAUGAUGCUGGGUGCAUAUCGUGGACUCUCUGGAACGAUGAUUGUUCAGGGAUUUCUAAACGCAUCGUUCUUUAUUGCGACUUGACUGUUGAUUGUUAUCUAGAAGGAAAAUCUAUUUGUUUACCGGGAAUAUCCAAGAUCGAAACCAUGCAUGAUUUCGAAAACUUGACGAAAACAUAUUCUAAUUUAAAUACAUGCAUGGGCGUAGAAGACGAUUUAGGUGAAGAGAAUUGUCUUAAUUUUGUAAUUAUAAAUGCGCAAGGUGGUCGACCGCAAUUAAGAUGCGCUCCCUGCUCUAGACUCGUGAGGAAUUUGAGAAGAAGGAAGGGUUUUUUUGUAGAGUAAUUACAUUCUGGACAAAUGUAUAUCUACCUAUCUAUCAUACCCUCUCUAGGGAAAAUUGAGACAUAUUUUUCCCUCCAAUAGUGGCCGCUGUACCGGCGGAACCUUGAUGUUUUCAAGUAUAUCUAUAUUUUUACAAAUAAAUUACUCAAUUCUAUUUGCAGGCCUCAAAACUUACUUUAGGAUCAAAAAUAGUGUAAAUAGUGUCACCAAUUUAAAAUAGUGUCAUAAAAUUCGGCAUGUAUUAAACUUAGGUGUAGUGCGAAUUUAAAAGUGUAUAGUUUGAUAUAAAAA